Messenger RNA from Saccoglossus kowalevskii, 1120 nucleotides. Its product is annotated as WD repeat-containing protein 37-like. The record is from RefSeq and is a predicted model, not a curated record. Lineage: Eukaryota; Metazoa; Hemichordata; Enteropneusta; Harrimaniidae. Gene Ontology annotation, molecular function: protein binding.
AUGUUAAAUAAUAAUAAUAAUAAUUUUUAUUAUUAUAUCACAGCAUCUGGUGAUCAUGAAGCGCAUGUCUGGAGAUCAUUCGUAAAUAUUCCUCAGUCUGUUCCUGAAGACCAUCGACCGUCGUCAGGAGAUGAUGACUUGGACACUUCUGAUAAAGAAGAUGUUGAUGGAACAGGAGCAGAGAAUGAUAAUAUGACAUAUAUAAGGACACCACAGUGCGUACUAGAAGGCCAUAGCGGUGUCAUAAUAUCUGCUGAUUGGAUGCCAGAUGGACGGCAGAUUGUGACUGCAUCAUGGGAUAGGACAGCCAAUCUGUAUGAUGUAGAAACAUGUGAACUUAUACAGUCAUUAACAGGGCAUGAUCAAGAAUUAACACAUUGCUGUACACAUCCUACACAGAAACUAGUGGUGACGUCAUCAACAGAUACAACAUUUAGACUCUGGGACUUCCGAGAUCCAAACAUUCAUUCAGUAAAUGUAUUCCAAGGUCACAGUGAAGCGGUUACAUCAGCCUGUUUUGCAUCAGGCGAUAAUGUUGUGAGUGGCUCUGAUGAUCGAACUGUUAAAGUGUGGGAUUUGAAGAAUAUGAGAACCCCAAUCACAACUAUCCGAGUUGAUUCCGCUGUCAAUAGAUUAUCGGUGUCGCCGCAGUAUAACGUCAUCGCUAUACCCCACGACAACAGACAAAUACGAUUAUUUGAUUUAAAUGGCGUCAGGCUGGCGAGAUUACCAAGAAGCAGUCGACAGGGCCAUCGUCGCAUGGUGUGUUGUACCACCUGGCUAGAUGAAGGAAGUAACUGUAAUUUAUUCAGCUGUGGAUUUGAUCGACAAGUUCUGGGAUGGAGGAUUAACGGAUUGACGACUGGUACCAUUGACAAAUCUUAAAGACAGUGACAAUCCACAUUCCACGGACUGUUAUCUGAAACAUCCUGAUCUUUCUGUAGAUCGGUCGGUACCUCAGGAAAUUAGGGUUUACUUGGCAAUAUGAGGAUAAGAGAGACAAAUUCUUGAUCUGAUCGUUUCACGAUACAUUGAAAGCUGAGAGGGUGAGGGGUGGGGGUGCUAAAUCAUUCCCUCUGGACGCAAUGUGUGUAUAAUUUUGUGGAAGGAAUGUAAAUGU